AUGACAGGAAGGGCAGGGAGUCUGUACGCUGUCCUGUGUAACAUGGAAGGGGAGGUGACCCAGUUAGAGCAGGGUGCCUUCACUGUUCUACCACUUCUACUCAUGACUGGACCAGGGACUCUUCAGAAUGCUGUUGGUAGCUGGCUGGAGCAGAGGUUUGACUGUAGAGUUUGCCCCAUGACCUUCCAACCCUCUGACCUCCUGUGGGCCAUGGCACUGGGACUGAUCAGGGGCACCAAUGACAAGGUGAAAAAACAGACUCUGGACCUACACUACAAUGUUCCACUGAAGGAGGCUGGCCUCAGUAAAAUCUCUCUCCAAAUCCCCGUCAAACACGCCAAGGCCCUGUUAAGCAGCGUCACAGAAGACACAGAAAACGAUCUCCAACUUGACGAGCUACACCUCUUCCGCCAAGCGCUGGAGGCCCAUAUGUUCCACUACUUCAGGAUCCACUUGGACACCAUGAAACUGUGCCUGGUAGCAACGCCCGUUCUGUUUGUGGAUAAGAACGGGCGACUGAAGAUCUUGUCUGUGAAUCACGCCCCAGCAGUUUUGCGAAUGAUGACCUCAUUCGCCUUUGAGAGGAGUCCUUUAACUAUGUGCUUAAAGGCUGCAAAUGAAAGUAGAAUGUAG
Molecule: messenger RNA, 633 nt
Organism: Branchiostoma floridae (Florida lancelet)
Lineage: Eukaryota; Metazoa; Chordata; Leptocardii; Amphioxiformes; Branchiostomatidae
Product: centromere protein L-like
Exons: 3
Coding region: 1-633 (210 amino acids)
Source: RefSeq, a predicted model, not a curated record